Molecule: messenger RNA, 7147 nt
Organism: Pelagomonas calceolata
Lineage: Eukaryota; Pelagophyceae; Pelagomonadales; Pelagomonadaceae
Source: the annotation of a GenBank genome assembly
GCCGAAAAAUGAUCGAGUCCGUGCGCAGCGCGAGGGGCUUCGUUGCAGCUCAAAAUCGGGCUACCCUACCAAAUUUAUAUGUAAAUGCACCGCGUGCAAAAUUUGGUGGCUUGGGAUGCCGCGUGUGGGCUGCGGUGGGUGCCCGAUUACUAAAAGUGGGAUUGAGCGUCUUAACCCCUCCCCUGGAACGGGGAGGCAAUGCGGUACUGGGUACAGGCUGGUACCGUACGGUAUGUGGAUUCGAAUGCCGUAGAUAUACCGUAGGUACAAAGCUGGUACCCUGUCAUUAUUGUCGGAUGUUAAUCCAUAUGAUGGAGGAGAAGAGCUGACGCCUCAAUGAGCUGACGACGUCCUACAAUGCAAUAGUUAUCAUAUGAAGGGGCUGAACUUUGCGCUUUUGUCGAGUGUGUUCUUGCUUUGGUUUCGGAGUACUUUGGCUUUUCGCCUGCUUCAUCGUGGUGUAGAUCUCUAUGAUGACUUCACAUCCUAUGAAAUAUCCUACGUGGGGCAGGCGAAUAAUCCAGACGUGAGUACUCUCGAAAAUGUACUGGAAGGCGCACCAUCUACGCGCACACACCCCCGUAAUUGGGCCCCAGCAUCUGGUCGCCAAAUAUGUCCUGGUAUGAUAGGCCCACUGGGUGCGAAUGCCUAUUAUUGUCAUGCUAAAGAGUUCGGGAGUUGUGAUCGUCGCGCCGGGGUAUGCCACUGCAAUACGGGUUACGAAGGGGUGGAUUGCAGCACCUGUGGGCCAACGCACUAUAGGGACGGGAAUUUGUGCUACCCUAAACGAUCCUGUCCCGGUACAAUAGGGGGGCGCUUUUCAUUAGAGUGCAGUGGGGCCGGGAUAUGCAAUUAUUCUACCGGGAAGUGUCAAUGUCAUUCCAGCACUCGGACGGGUGACUGUUCAAUCUCCGAGUGCAUGGGUUUCGAUAAACUAUGCACUGCAUGCACCCAAAGUUAUUGCGUGGGAUGCGUAGAUGGCUACUAUUUGGAUGAGAAUUCCCGCUCGUGCCACACUUGUGCACAUCACAGCCAGCGUUGUGCUGUGUGUAACUCAAACUCUUGUUUGAAAUGCGUUGACACAACAGUAUGGUCCCACUUCCAGCCUGCAAAACCCCUUCUAACUACCUUGGAAAGCAAUUUUGGGUCGGCCGCAGUGUACGCCACCUUCGAAAUUGGCAGCUCCGAUGAGUAUGAACAGUUUCGUGUACUACCCAACUCCAAGCCUCCCCAGCUGUGCGAGCAAGGUUUGUCUGGUAAUUCGUCGUGGAGUUGUGGCGAUUCUCUUCGUGAGCAGGCCCCUGGUGCUUGUGGACACGAGGGGACGAUCACAUGGUCCAGUACACAAUACUCUGUUGCCGAGGGGGCAAAGACGGUACGGGUUGCGAUAAAAAGAAGUGGGGGGGGCAUUGGAGUCGUCCAGGUGCGCUACAUGCUCCACCAUAUCACGACUGCAGAAAGCGACAUCGCUAUGUCUGCCCCAUACACCUCAUCUACUAUGCUGCAAUUUGAUGAUGGAGUGACAGAGCUCAGCUUUCUUCUUGCGGUACACGAUGACCGUAUGAGUGAAGGGGAUGAAACGGCCAUGAUUGAACUCAUUAGGCCAAGAGGCGGAGCUUCUCUUGGAUCCCAGCGACGAGCUCUUCUAACAGUAAUUGAUGACGACAUGAAUCGCGCGAGUGCUUUCUUUUCGCUACUGAGGAGUGAUUGCAUAGCCACCGCAGGUAAUGCAUCAUCGACCGUCAUCCUUGCCCACAACGGAAGGGGCACACAGAUGCAAAUGGGCGGUGAUGUCUUUCUUGUCGAACUUGAGCCUAUAUUUUUUUCAACCACAUCUCACACGUUGACCCAUUCGCCAGCAUUGAAGCUGCCCUACACAGAAGGCUCAAACUGGGAGAUCAGUGCGAUGUCAGACAUGGGAAAUGGCACGUACUUCGGCUCAUGGAUUGCGAAAAGGACCGGUAUUUACAAGCAACGUGCGUGGAUGCUAGCAACUGGUGGCCUCAAGGGCGAAUACCAUCAUGGCUCGAACCUUAUGGCAAAGAGAGUGGUGGACCGUAUUGACUCGCACGUUCAUUUCAUGUGGGACAGCGCACUUCUUCAAAAAGCUUAUUUUCCCCCGUCAACAUUUGGCGUAGAUCUUGACUUUGUGCGAUGGUCUGGUCAUCUCCGCCCCAGCCGAACUGGUGCUUAUUAUUUGCAUGUUGUCUUGCAUGGCAGCGGACUGGGUGUGCGACUAUGGCUUGAUGGCAGAGUACUUGUCGAUGGAUGGCGGACUUUGACGCGGCGUCAUAGUGAAAUCAGCACGCCCGCGCUCCUAACUGCAUACCACUUGCAUUCAAUUGCCCUUGAAUUGCGAAUUUCAAACAACUACUACUCCGACUUCGCCGCUUCUCGUGGCAAGGGUGUUUCCUUGGAAUGGUCCGCUCCUUCAAUGUCUCGGGCUCUCAUUGCUCCAAAAUACCUGUCCUCUAUUUUCUCACACGAGAAGAAAUCUAUUUUUUAAAACAUAAUCUUCGUGACAUGUGAUAUGUGCAGGCAUUAUUCAAAUGAGCUCAAAGGAUCACCGUCUCUGGUCAGAGUAGCUUCGAGUGCCCUAUCCACAGGCAACACGUUCGCUUUUGGCAGCGGGCUGUCUCUUGGCGAGGCUGGGCGCCCUCUUGCUUUUCAAGUCUUAGUUGUUGAUCUAUUCGGCAAUCGCUGUGACGAUGUCGGUCUCUCCCUACCAAUAGCUGCGCCGGCAAGACCGUGUGACGCCGCUUCAUCUCGUCCGAGGGCAUUAGGCCACCGCAGUUUCCUAGGCCUAAAAGCAAACGCUUCUCUUCUACGAAGUGAAGCUGCUGCUCGCGGAGGCGGCAUGUUUCCAGUGGCAUUCUCUAUUGCCACGCAUGCUGGUCUUGCUCGUACACGUCACGCACGUGGUGCUCACCCCACCCAGUCGGGGGCCUAUCAGCUUGCUGUAUCCUAUGAAUCCAAUUUGACGCAACGCUGGAUCGGGGUAUCUAUCCAUGAACACGCCGACGUCUUCGGGAGCCCAUUUCAGGUCAAAAUCUUGCCUGCUCGUGCGCAUGCCAGACAAUGUUCUGCGACCGGCCAGGGUCUGCAUCAGGGUACCGCGGGGGCCGAAUCAAGAUUCACUAUACAAUCUUUCGAUGAAUUUCGUAACAGAGUUGAUGCUGGUGGCGAUGUGAUAGCUGUUGUAUCAAAACACGUACGAAGACCCGUCGGCGACCUAGAGGCCUCAAGAAAAUUGUCACCACGCAGACUGAUUGUGACGGGGAACAUUUACGACGCAGGGAAUGGUACCUAUCAUGCGUCUGUGCGACCAGUAACUGCCGGUACUCAUAAGCUUGCGGUAAUGAUCAAUGGCCAGGCUAUCAGAGGCUCUCCGUUUUCGCUUCACGUUCUGGCUGGACCUGCGAGGGGCCAGGCGAGUACUGCGGAUGGUCUCGGGAUCCAGACUGCAACCGUUCAUGUACUGGCAAGAUUCCUUGUUAAUGUCCGUGACCAGUAUGGUAAUCUCUGCGUGGAGAACAUCGACAUGUCUUUAUUAUCCUGCAAACUUGAUUUAAAUGCCGAUGGCGCGUGUAAUUUACAGUUCACGAAUGGGUCGGUUUUGUGUACUUACUUCCCAACAAUCAGUGGAAGCCUUCGCCUUGAGGUUGCAUAUGCGGGGGAGAUGAUUCGUGGGUCUCCUUUUCUCGUGCAUGUUGAGGACGGCGUCACGAGUACCCGCUCAACAGUUGCUGGUGACGGCCUCACGCGUCCAGUCGCCGGCAAGACUUCGGUUUUCACGCUCGCUGCACAUGAUACUUCUAUCAAUAUCAUCGACGAACCGCCUCUCAAGUGGAGAUACAAUGCCACGUUGACGCACGAGUCUUAUGCGGCCCCUUUCUUACGGGCAGUAAUCACGGGCGCGGAGACCAGUGCGCGUAACUCAAAUUGUGCACCCGACUCACUAAUUGAUUGCGCACCACAGGUGCGCACGACGGGAUAUACGAUUUUGAAUAUAACGCAACUCUUGCCGGUCAAUAUACACUCCUCAUCACGGACACAAUUUUCGGGAGCAAUAUUAGCCGUCUAUCACUGUAUGUUACUGCUGGGGAUGUUGAUGCGAGCAAAUGUUCCGUGGAGGGUCUAGGAAUAGCGAUGCAUGUCCAUGCAUGCCAGGUCGCUCAAAUACGCGUCAGUACGCGGGAUUCGUGGGGAAAUCUGCAUUUCGAUGAGGUCCACCGACUCCUUGCUGUUUUCGUUGGCGGCGGCGGGGACAACGGCUCAAAGAAGGAAGAACGACAAGAGACUCUACUUGUGAAUGGUAUGCACAUCGGGCCGGGGCUCUACGGCAUCUCUUAUUUCGCACGAAUCUCCGGGGCGCACAGAUUGCAUCUGUUUCUGCGCCAGCCAGGUAUAGAUGUAAGCGUACACAAUAUGCUUGAUCCUAGACAGGUACUGUUGGUUGAGACGGCUGCUGAAAUCGACUACAAUUGGAACCGGCGUUACCAAGAGAGCGUAGUCCAGCAAAAUGAUACAUUUAGACCAGCCGGAAGGCUUGCGAAUACGAAGUUUAUUGCUAUUUUUGUGGCGUUCCUCCAGUUUCCGCGCAGCGCCGAAGAUUUCCUUCUCCGUUGUGACACCGAUCCGGACGCCCGAGCAUUACUCAAGAUUGAUGGUCGCGUCAUUUUUAGUAGUAGUUCGACGUAUGAGGGCGUGUUCUCUCCAUCUCCAUCGUCUUUGAGACGCGACCAUGUUUUUGAGCUAACGUAUGCGCACGCAAGUGGUCCUAUGGCUUUCGUGCGAUGUAGCUGGGCGUCAAAGGAACGGCCAGAGCUCACACGCAUCCCAUCUGCGUCCUUCUCGCGUACCGCUCUCGUUGGGACUUCUCCCAUCCUUUUUGAUGUGAUCCCUGGAUUUCCAGAUGGCUCGGCCAGCCGCAUCAUACGCCGAAGGCAAGAGUAUCAAGUUGCAAACUGGAGUCCUGUAGCCGUUUUUGAGAUCCGUGAUUCUUGUGCUAACCUUCGGGCCCGUGGAGGAGAUCAUCCAGCUAUAUACCUCGAUGCGCCCCCGGAAGAUAUAUCUACGGUGGUCACAGACCUCAAAAGUGGUCUUUACGAGGCACUCGUAUACGUCAAAGCCGUUCGAAAAUAUACUAUCACUGCAUAUGCCUGGUCACCACAGUCGUCCUCUGCGACCUCGUCGUCGGGGCAAAGCUUGAUGAUAGACGCCCCCUGGACUGCAGAUUUUGUGCACGCUGCGGCGUCGAAGCACUCGACCCUGCUUGUUGGGACGGCCCUUGUUGCGGGAGUAACAGCUGGGACUCCAGCUCACCUCAUCCUCCAUGAGCAUGCUGCUUUGUCUCAUAUUGAUUGGAACAAAAAUAUAUCCGUGAGCCUCAAACUAGUUCAACCACAUGGCAUUUCUAACGUCCGCGCCUGGGUAGCCGAUUCUAGCGUUCGCGCCUCUCGUAGUUUGAGACGGGGUCGUCUCAUGAUUAGAUUCAUCCUGUGCAGGGCGGGAAUCUAUCAGCUCCGCGUCUUCUUGAAUGGUUCAAUUUUGGGCGUCCCUGUGGCAUUGCAAUGCCGUUCGGGACACAUGAGUGCGAGUUGGAGUGGCGUGCGUGAUGAGCCGCUCGGUCGAUAUAUCGUCAAGGCUCGCGAUGAGUUUGGUAACAGCAUACCCGUCGGUGGUGAAGCGGUUCGAAUUCGAGCCCAGGGUAGCGGGCUGGUGAGUUUCCGUAACAAUUUUUCCGUCACAUAGUUUGCUCUAGGCCACUGGAAUAGCACAUGACAGCGACGAUGGAACGUAUUUCAUUCGCCACAGCACGUUUGAUUUGAACCCCCAUCGAUCUGGCUCACACUUGAUGCAUAUCGAUUUGGCUCACAAGCCCUCUAUUGGACGAGGCGGUGGAAGCCUAAUGGCUCACUAUUUUACAGACGGUCUUAAUGGUCUUCCUUCUGUUGUCCGAGAGGAGUUCGGCCCACUGGUGUGAGUCAACAUAUAUACCAAGACAGGUCUAUUUGCACUUUGCUCCGCCGUAGGUUUGAUUGGGCACAAGAAGAUAUUGCUGUUGGUGUUGCGGACUACACGUCGAUACGGUGGACAGGCUUGCUGGAGUCGCCAGAGUCCGCCCAGUUCCGUCUUGAGCUAGGACUGCUAGACCCGGACGAUGCUGCCCGCAUUUUCAUCGACGAAACAGUAGUCGUAGAGACCAGUCCCGGCCAGCGUCGGGGGAGUGGAUUUGUCUAUCUCGUUAGAGGUGCCUUGCACUCCAUCAUUGUCGAGUUUCACAAGUCGACCGGACCGGCUGGAAUUAGUGUUGAGUGGUCCAGUCCAGACAUGGCGCAGCAGCCGAUCGCAGCUUGCUUCCUGUACUCUCGCUGGCGACGGCUGAAAGGUAGUCCGUUUCAAUACGAGCGGUUGCCUUCUUUGAACUCUUCCUCCCCCUAGAUACUGUUGUUUGGUCCGAGUCGCUUGCGGCCAACAGCUUCUGGGAGGGCCAUAGAAGAGGCGCUAAUACGGCACCAUGUUGAAGCCAAGGCGCAUCCAAGGGCCACCCGGGGUUUUACUUCACGUUGACGCCCCUAGCUCUUCUCGUCUCCGUCUCCUCUGCUGGCGCCUCUCCAUACUAUGCCAGGACGCUCGAGCCUGCUUUAAAAAGAUGGCGGUACAAAAAUAUGGCUGCCCACAUAACCCAGGGCAUCUCUUUGAGUGCAUCGAAGUCCAGGAGAGGUUAGAAGUCAGCCAGAACAGUUACCCUAAUGGUACUGUACUAGUCUCUAGCUCGCCUCACUGGCACUGAGUUAGGUCUGCGUUACCGACCACAAAGCCAAUUUGAGUGUGGUUUGCGAUCCCCAAAAUCAUGAUACAGGUAACUUGAACCCCCCCCCCCCUCCUGUUUGGUGACGCUGCUUGGUGACGGGGCUUUUAGGUCCCCGCGCGCCCCGGGAGUUGGGGUACAAGUUUGCAAAGGAUGAAUCCCCAAUUAUCGCGCCCGGGAAGUCUCGGGGGCGCCGCGGCGGCCGCCACGGCGCGGUCACGGUCCGGGAGCGAAGGCCGCCAAGCGAGAUGUCUCCAGAGCUCUGCCUCCUAAGGAAGUCCUCAAGGGGCCUGACCCCUGUCGCGUUUAGACCACGCCUCCCGAGCCGCUAAC